Lentinula edodes (shiitake mushroom) is the source of this 2244-nucleotide messenger RNA. RefSeq lists its product as uncharacterized. Gene Ontology annotation, molecular function: ubiquitin protein ligase binding. The transcript is spliced from 18 exons. Gene Ontology annotation, cellular component: anaphase-promoting complex. NCBI's taxonomy places the organism in Eukaryota, Fungi, Basidiomycota, Agaricomycetes, Agaricales, Omphalotaceae. Gene Ontology annotation, biological process: ubiquitin-dependent protein catabolic process. The record is from RefSeq and is a predicted model, not a curated record. The coding region runs from base 1 to 2244 and encodes 747 amino acids.
AUGGCUACCGACGCACUUCGUGCACAAGUUGCUGCUAAAUGGCAAGAAUCCUUCGCGCGUCUGAACCAAAAUGAGCCAGGAAUCGUAGGAUUGCUGAAUUUCAGCCAGGCUUGGAAUAUUGCCAGGGAAUCUAUUCGCCCUAGGGGACUGAAUGAACGUGAUCCUUCUACGCGAUAUGAUAAAAGCACUUUCCAAGCGUCAUUCGAACUUUUGAACAAAUGUCGGCGCCUUCCAAUUCUCUUAGAAAGUUUUCUUGAGGAUAUGAGAAGAGAAUUUCCUGUAAUCAGAGAAGAAGUUGAACGAUAUACGCUCGAGUAUGAACGCACAUCAAAUACGAGCUUCAUCUUGGAUCUUGUAUUCCGACUCCUUCAAUGGUACAAAAGAUGGCUUCCGAUGCAAGAGUUAGGUGCCACCCUUCAUUCCGCCUUCGUUCUUUCAUUCCAGACCCAUCUAUUUUCUGUUCUCACCCCGACAUUUGUCCGAGGAUUCAAAGAAUUAUGUGCUUCUACGUUACCAUCUACGGACCCGGAAACAGAUGGACCAGUCCCAAAUGUGGAGAUGUGGCAAGCCUUCGAAACCAUUGGCCUUUUGGACAGAUACGAAAAUAUUAUUGCCAGUGUGGGGUACGAACAUAUCGAAGCUCAUGUGUUCUCAACCUGUACUGGACAGUGGUCAGAGCCUAUGCUGGGACAAUUGAGAAAAUGGAUGACGGACAAAGUUGUUCCUUGGAUGUUGUUGAUGUAUGCGAGAAACGCUACUACUGCGGAUGACGCUCGUGCUAUGCUGCAAAAUGUUGGGUCUAGAUUCGACUUUCACAUGGCCAAAACACUUUGUGACUUGCGGACGAAAGAGAUUUUCGAUAUCAUCAUCGAUUUCCCUGACUCUUCUGGGGCUCUGCAAGAUCUUAAAGAAUGUCUCCAUCGCGUUGAUCAACGGGCCUCUCUGGUGCACACCUUGCGCAAAGCGAACCGCAAACGUCUACUUCAUCCUGGAGCUGAUACACGCCUGAUACUCACACAAUAUGUUGCCACCAUUAAAUGUUUACGUCUCAUAGACCCUCCAGGAGUACUACUUUUCAAAGUAGCCGAUCCUAUCAGACGAUAUCUUCGGGAGCGACCUGAUACUAUACGAUGUAUUGUAUCUAACCUUGUCGGAGAUGAUGACAGUGGCGAUUCUCUUGUAGACGAAAGCGAACCCAUACAGGCUCUUCAACAGACAGAAUUGGAAGACUACACGGAUCCAAAUUGGGAACCAGAACCCGUUGAUGCUGGACCAGACUUCCGCGCAAACAAACCCAGCGACGUCAUUAGCACCCUCGUCAGCAUUUACGAUUCAAAAGACCUGUUCGUUAAGGAGCUUCAGGUGCUUUUGGCCCAACGCCUACUUGCUAUCACGGACGAUAACACUGAGAAAGUAGAAAAGGAGCGUCGCAAUAUUGAAAUUCUGAAAAUUCGCUUUGGAGAGGCUGCCUUACAAGUCUGCGAAGUCAUGUUGAAAGAUAUGACAGACUCUAAACGUAUCGACGGGCAUGUCCAGUCGCAGAAGGCGUCUGUCAUCCAUCCAACAAUUAUAUCGAAAAUUUUCUGGCCCAUGCUCGAGGCAACGGGAAUCAUCAUGCCUGGACAAUUCCGCGCAUUUCAAGAGGAAUAUGCAAAAGAGUUUUCCGCUUUCAAGCCGGACAAGAAGUUGCGCUGGCUACCACACCUAGGCACUGUUCAUCUGGAGUUACAUUUAGAAGAUCGAACGGUCAAAGUAGACGUCCCACCAUUAGAGGCUGCUUUUAUCGAACUUUUUUCUCAACAAGAUGUCUGGACAAUGGACGCACUGAUUGCGCAAGUCGGGUCCUCAGUCGACAGAACAGCAGCUCUCAAAGCGCUCUUGACAUGGGUCGACUUGGAUGUCCUCAAGGAACAGACCGAGAACACGUUCAAAUUACUUGAGGUUGCGGAGACCGUUGCGACUGGAGCUCGAGAACCAAGAGGCGUCACAACAUCUGCGGUUGAACUUCCGUCGGCACCGAGCGUCCAACAGCAACAGGCUGAACAGAUGAGAGUAUAUUGGAAGUUCAUUGAAGGCAUGCUGACAAACUUGGGCUCGCUCUCCAUCGAUCGAAUACAAACAAUGUUGAAGCUUGCGCCCGGCUAUGACCAGACCGUAGAACAAUUAGGUAUUUUCAUGGAGGCCGCUCGCCAUGAAGAGCUGGUAGUGGUUCGUGACGGUAUGUGGAAGUUGACACCUAAAUAA